This is a messenger RNA of Aspergillus sclerotioniger CBS 115572, 975 nucleotides long. RefSeq names its product flavin reductase family protein. The transcript has 2 exons. Gene Ontology annotation, molecular function: FMN binding. Lineage: Eukaryota; Fungi; Ascomycota; Eurotiomycetes; Eurotiales; Aspergillaceae. Bases 13 to 975 code for a protein of 320 amino acids. The record is from RefSeq and is a predicted model, not a curated record.
UGACUGUUUACCAUGGCCACCGUAGCGAAGAGUAUCCCCCGGCUCACGGGGAGAUCAUUCCUCAAAAGAACAUCGAACAUAAGCAUCCGGAUGAAUUCCUCAUCCGCAGCAGAAGCAGCAGCCAAAGCAACCUACAAAAUAGUCAGCAACCACCACGACUUCCCCGAGAUCGAGGCCAAGAGACCCCCCUUCGACCACUCCAACCCCCCCAUCAAGGUCACCCAGUCCCCGUACCCAGACUGGAACUACGGGCAAGGCGUACCCAACCACACCAGCACAGCCCACCACGAGAUCGACCCCUACGCCACCGACCGCCCCAUGAUCAACAACUACCGGUUACUCGUCUCAGGAAUCGCCCCCCGACCCAUCGGCUUCAUCAGCACCGUAUCCGGGGAUGGGAAAACCGAGAACCUCGCUCCGUUCAGCUACUUCCAGGUCGUCGACCACGACCCGCCUACCUUCAUUGUAGGGUUUUCGUCCCGCCCUGGUCCGGUCAAGGACACGUACCGGAAUCUGAAAGAGACGGGGGAGUGUGUGAUCAACACUGUCUCGGAGGGGAUGAUUGAGGCGGUGAAUGCCACGUCGAUUGAUGCGCCGUAUGGGGUGUCGGAGUGGGAGAUCUCGGGGCUGUGUAAGGCGCCGAGUUCGACGGUCAAGCCUGCCCGAGUGAAAGAGUCGGUUUUCUCGGUUGAGGGGAAGGUGGUGGAUAUUAAGGAUUUUGAGGGGCAUAGGCCUGGGAUGAGUGCUCCUGCGGUGGUUUUGAUUCAGGCUACGAGGUUCUGGGUGCAGGAGGGUGCAGCGGAUAAGGAUUUUAGUCAUAUUGAUUUGGAAAAGUUGAGGCCUGUUGCGCAGUUGGGCGGCGUGGCAUAUGGUCGGAUUACGGAGACGUUUGAGCGGCCAAGGAAGAGGUGGGAGGAUGAGGUGGAGAAGAGUGAGCUGCUAACGGGGUUGGAGAGGAGGAAUCAGGAGCAGUAG